This is a messenger RNA of Chara braunii, 1185 nucleotides long. The record is from the annotation of a GenBank genome assembly. Lineage: Eukaryota; Viridiplantae; Streptophyta; Charophyceae; Charales; Characeae.
GGUCGUCGCGAGAGGGCAUCCGCAACGCAGUUGCUUUUGUCGGGGGUAUGGCAAAUGGUGAAUGUGAACUGGGCAAGGAAGUCUAGCCAGCGGGCUUGGCGUGGAGUGAUAUCUUUCUUGGAGAGGAUGGAGGAGUCUAGCCAGCGGGGGGGUGUUGUCAGUGCGGAUGGUGAAGUAUUGUCCGUCGAGGUACGGGCGCCAGACUGUGAGGGCGUGAAUCACGGCGAGGAGUUCCUUCUCGUUGGAGGGGUAAUUCAUCUCCGUGGGAAGGAGCUUCUUGCUUGCGAAGGCGAUGGGGUAUUCGCCAGGUGGAGCCUCGGGGUGGGUGGGCGAGUCCUUGAUGGAGGGGGUCUCGAUGGUGUCGCGGGGGAAAUGUUGGGACAUUACGGCUCCGAUGGCGAAGUCAGGGGCGUCAGAGGUGACAUAGAAAUGGCGAGUGGGGUCGGCGAUCUUGAGAACAGGGGUCGUGGUGAUGGUUUGCUUGAGCAAGUCGAAAGCGUGUUGGCGGCGAUCGUUCCAAUGGAAAGGCUCGUCCUUGCGGGUGAGUUCGUGGAGAGGGUAAGAGAUCUCGGAAAAGUUGCGAAUGAACGGGCGCUAAUAGUUGGUAAGGCCAAGGAAGGAACGGAGUUGGAGGAGGGUCUUGGGUGGGGGGUACUCGACGAGGGUUGUGACCUUCGAGGGGUCCAUACGGAUGCCUUCAGCGGAGACAAUAAGGCCGAGGUAUUCGACGCUCGAAGCGGCAAACGUACAUUUGCUGAGCUUGGCGUAGAAUUUUUGCUCGCCGAGGAUCGAGAGAACUUGGCGGAGGUGCUGAAGGUGGGACUCGAAGGUGGGGCUGAAGACAAGGAUGUCAUCAAGGUAGACGACGACACAGACUUCGAGGAGGUUGCGAAAGAUGUGGUUCAUGGUAGAUUGGAAGGUAGCGGGGGCAUUGGUGAGUCCGAACGGCAUCACGAGAAACUCGUAGUGCCCGAAAAGAGAGCGGAAGGCGGUCUUGUGGGUGUCCUCCUCGCGGAUACGGAACUGGUGGAAGCCACUGCGAAGCUCGAUCUUGGUAAAGUACUUAGCUCCACGGAGACGAUCAAGGAGCUCGGAAAUCCGAGGUAGGGGGUACUUGUUCUUGAUCGUGAUCCGGCUCAAGGCGCGGUAGUCUGUGCACAUGCGGAGUUCCGAAGUUCCACCUUU